Wyeomyia smithii (pitcher-plant mosquito) is the source of this 1433-nucleotide messenger RNA. RefSeq names its product ras-like GTP-binding protein RhoL. The record is from RefSeq and is a predicted model, not a curated record. NCBI's taxonomy places the organism in Eukaryota, Metazoa, Arthropoda, Insecta, Diptera, Culicidae. The coding region runs from base 559 to 1131 and encodes 190 amino acids. The transcript has 5 exons. Gene Ontology annotation, molecular function: GTP binding; GTPase activity. Gene Ontology annotation, biological process: small GTPase-mediated signal transduction.
UCCCUCGGGUGGAAAAGCAACGCGUGUCGGUUAUUGCCUACCAGCGCAAAACCACAGCUGAAAUUAGUUCUACCGCUUUGCCGUCUGCAAGUUUGCUAGUUACAAGUGUAAAUUGAAGGUGUUCAUUAGCAGCUGUAACUCCCGGAAGGUGUGUUCCGUCCGUUCAGUUCAUACAUCAAAUCUCAGUGCUCUCAAACAUACACACACACAUACGCCUCAGCACCCGGUAAACCCCACAGGAGCUUCCACCGAGCCAGAUUCCGAUGAGUAAUAUUUGUUUGUAUUUGGACAAAGUACACAUGUAUGUGGGCUGUGAAGUGAUUUGCGUCUAAGCGUCAGUGCCAAUAUUAGUCACUACAAAACGUCUAUACCCGCUACCGAUAGCACUAAUUUGGUCUCUUGGGAAACAGUCCCUAAACGGGACCACCAGGCAACGUUAACCGAAACGUUAAAGAAUCGCAAGAGUCACCAACUAAGCCGCAAUCUCGAUUGGUUCCUAAUUAAAAGCACAUCGUUAGUGGAACCACUCAACAAUACAGAGAUUUUCCCAGUCGCAGCAUGUUGCCGAGUGACAUCGUAAACAUCGUCGUGGUCGGAGACGGUAUGGUGGGAAAAACUUGCCUCCUGCAUGCCUACACGAAUCCUGACAGUUCGUUCAAUAUCGACUACACUCCAACGAUAUAUGAUAAAGGAUCGAUAGAUCUCAGGCUGAACGGAACCGACUACACCAUUCAACUGCAUGACACCGCGGGUCAGGAAGAUUUUGAAAGAAUUCGUCGACAGUUUUACAAACAAGCAAACUGUUUUCUGUUGUGCUACUCCAUCGACUCACGAGUGUCCUUCGAGAAUGUCACCGCCAAGUGGAUACCAGAAUUAACCGCAAAUCUACGUCUUCCGAUUGUCUUAGUCGCCACCAAAGUAGACACCCGAAGGCACACUAACAAAGAGGUGUCUACCCGAGAAGGAGAACAACUAGCCCGGAAAAUCAAUGCCAACGCCUUUAUCGAGUGUUCGGCCAAAGACGGUAGCAACGUAGAACAGGCGAUUGAGGAAGCGGUGCGGGCAUGCCUUCUUGGCGUUCCAACGCCACCGGAAGAUGACAGCUGCUGGAGCAAGUGUUGGCCACUGUAGCCUUUGGUCAGGCGAAUCUUUCCAGUCGAUACAUUAUUGUACUGUAUUUUAUCAAACUUUAUUUUCUUUUUAACAAACAAUUUCUUACCAGACAGUUUUUCUUUUCUCUAACUUAGAAUUAAUAAGAACACACCUGUUACAGUACGAAAGUGAGUAAAAUGUUUUUUUUUUCUUCUUCACUACAAUCAUUCUUUGUCAUUCACGUUCAAAAGAUUAAGUCAUAAUAUAUUGAUGAAUUUUAAAUGAACUCAACCCUUCACUAGUAUUGAGAUAUGUUCUUUAAUAAACUUAAGUACCACUCA